GAGACGUGGCACAUAAACAGAGAGAGGAAGCCAGCAGCUAGCAGAGAGUCAGGUUUACUGAUGACAGCUCCUGGAGCCGCCUCUCAUGUGCGUUUGACAAGGAAGCUUAAAUGACAGUCGUACAUUACCUGAAACGAACGGGGCUUGAUUAGAGUCUGUGUGACAGCGCAGGUGGCUAUGGGUCUCUGCAAGUGUCCGAAGAGAAAGGUGACCAAUCUAUUCUGCUUUGAGCAUCGUGUUAAUGUGUGCGAGCAUUGCCUCGUCUCCAACCACAACAAGUGUAUCGUGCAGUCAUAUUUGCAAUGGCUUCAGGACAGCGAUUACAAUCCCAACUGUACUCUGUGUAAUACUCCACUGACUGCUCAAGACACGGUCAGACUGGUCUGCUAUGAUGUGUUUCACUGGUCUUGUCUUAAUAACUUGGCAUCUCGGCUGCCACUCCAUACGGCUCCAGCGGGAUACCAGUGUCCCGCCUGUCAGGGUCCAGUGUUUCCCCCUUCCAACCUGGCCAGCCCAAUUGCUGAUGUGCUGAAAGAACAGCUUUCAUCUGUUAACUGGGCUAGAGCUGGUUUGGGCCUGCCACUGAUUGAAGAGCCCGUUGGGGUACUUGAGGAGACCGCAGCCAAUGAUGUCACUGAUUAUACUGACUGGUCAACAUUUGAUGCACAAGAACAAAGUAACAUUUACCCCAGCCACUCUUUCAACACCAACACCAGCCUCAGCCCACCAUCAAAUUCUGUCUCAGCUCCACCACAGGAAGACCUUGCAGGUCCACGUAAAAAUGGGGAUCCAAAUAUGCAGGAGCACUCUGUGGUCAACUUAAGUACUGCCCCCACCUGUGACACAAUUACAAUACACACAGCAUCGUCACCCAGAAAGAUCUAUGACACACGGGAUAUCGGUCACAGCUCUGUCACACAGAUUGAUUUUGACGAUGACAAGUACCGGCGACGGCCAGCAUUGAGUUGGUUUGCUCAAAUUCUCAAGAAUCGCACAGGUGGAAAGCGCACAUCUUUCUCCUGGAAACAGCGGGUCUUCAUGCUUCUUCUGGUCGGAGUUCUGGGAUUCUUUACAUUGAUAAUCAUCAUGGCUAAACUUGGACGUGCCUCCGCUGGCUCAGACCCAAAUUUAGAUCCUCUUCUUAACCCCAACAUCCGUGUGGGGAAAAACUGAUUACAAGCAUCAAUUCCUUCUUUUCCCUCUGUGUUACACAAUAAAAGCCUGUGUAGGCCGAGCUGAAAUGGGACUUUCCACUACAUGGUUAGCCCAACAGAGGGAGCCGUUUACCCAACUUGAAUGGAAAAGUGAGAGACAGUGCAGCUCUUUAUGAUGGAGGCAAUCUCUGGCUCCAUUCAUUUACAUCAGGCUUGCCAGGGCACUUCACAGACCAUUAAAAAAAUCCAAACUCCAAAGGUGACCAAGCCCCGGUGCAUAUACUGUAGACAAAGGAUCCAGUAAUUGUUACUUUGAAAAGCUAAUGAUGAAAAGCGGUAAUAUUUAUAUUUACAAUUCCAGCUAACAUUUGUCAGUGAUCUUUAUAAGUGGAUUUUUUUUAAGUUAAGUAGAAACUAAAUAAACACUGUCGAUGUUGAAAGAACAUCUUUUGCUGGCAGGAAGGUCAGAAUGUAUAUAAUCAACAAUGAAACGUUCAUUAACUUCUACACCUUCAUAAACUGACUCCACUUGCUGGUUUGAUUUGAGCGGCCUUGUGCGUUUCUCCUUCAGAGAAGCUGUGGCCAGAACUGGAAUCAAAUAUACCCCACACUUAAUUAAUACAUAACUAUUUAUGGGUGUCUGCAUUACUUCUGAAAUUGAGUGCAUUGCUUUUAGAUUUGCCGUACAUACUGUAUGUACAUUUUCCUGAUGUUUUUUUUUUGACUGUCAAUUAAAUGGGAAUACUACAGAAUUUCAGUUUUUUAAAGUCUAUUAAACAUGACCAUUAUCUACUCGUGCAAAGGCUCACUCAAGAGUGAGGAAUUUCGGAAAUGUCAGUUGUAUGCAACAAAAAUGUUGUUAUUCCACUGCCCAGCUGCUAGCUGUAAGCAGCAUAUUUAUGCUUCCACAGACCAGUGGUAAUAACAGUCAACAAGAUCCCACACAAUAGAUGCAGUGUGUCCACUACAUUGUAAAUUGUCGCACUCCUUUUCAAAGCAAUAUUUGCACUAAAGUCACAACAUUUAUGAAUAUUUACUUUAAAAAUACAGAUCACUGGAGGACUGGCAGCAAGUAACCACUUACUCUCUUUUACAGCUUAUUACUGCAGCAUGACACUACCUACAGUAGGCCUAUAUGUCUGUCUCUAAUAAAAAAAAGUGUUCUUUCAAAGAUGCAGUUUGUACCUUAUUUUAACAGGUGGCCGGUAAAAGUAAAGGCUUCACUUUGAUUUAGACCAUCUUUGAACAACUGCAAUGCUGCGUUGUAAAUAGAAGCUCGUAUACAGUCACAAGUUUUGUGUAUGUGAUUCAUAGCUGUGUCAUCAGUCUCUGUGUUAAUACGAUAAUGUCUUUUUUUGGGAGCAGACAUGAUUCUUGCACAAAGAAUGAGGAAUGGACUCUAAAUAAAGAAAAGCUGGAUAUUAGAUACUCCAACUUUGAACUGAA
Molecule: messenger RNA, 2600 nt
Organism: Dicentrarchus labrax (European seabass)
Lineage: Eukaryota; Metazoa; Chordata; Actinopteri; Moronidae
Gene: zfpl1
Product: zinc finger protein-like 1
Exons: 8
Coding region: 178-1173 (331 amino acids)
Cellular component (GO): Golgi apparatus
Source: RefSeq, a predicted model, not a curated record